AUGCCUCCAGCCGGCGCAGCCGCCGCAGCAGCAGCCGCCGCGAAAGGCGCACCCACCAGCGUCCAACCCCUCCCCGUCGCCGCAAUUAACGGCGGAGCAGGCAGCGGAGCAGGCGGCGCAUCGGGAACUGGUUCUGGUGCUGCUGGUGGAACCGCGUUGGGCGUCGCGGGAGCGGGAAACGCUGUGAAAGCGCCGAUGAUGGUGUUCACGCCGCGGGAAGAUGUGGCUCUGGAAGAUCUGGAGAGGAUUUUGCCGCCGUUAGGGUUUGGAAGCGGGGGUCGCGUGUACCGCGUUCGGCAUAAGAAAACCGGCAAGGAAUACGCGCUGAAGGUGAUUCAGGAGAAGUACGACGAGGAGGUGCGGAAGCAGAUCAUCCAGGAGAUGCAGAUCCUACGGCGAGCACGAUCCGACCAUGUGGUGGAGUGUUACGGCAUCUUUGACCACCUGGGGGAGAUCUCAUUCGUCCUGGAGCUCAUGGAUGGUGGCACUCUGGCGGAUGUGACUAAGAAGAGGGGCAAGAUUCCGGAGUCGUUUAUGCCGGAGGUGACACGGCAGUGCCUGCAGGGGCUGCUGUACCUGCACCGGCAGCACGUGGUUCACCGCGACAUCAAGCCCUCCAACCUGCUCUUCAACCGCCAGGGCCAGGUGAAAAUCGCUGAUUUCGGGGUGAAGAUUGCUGAUUUCGGGGUGAGCAAGGAGUUAGCGUCCACGCUAGCCCAGUGCAACUCAUAUGUGGACACCUCCGCCUACCUCUCCCCCGAGCGCAUCAACCCGCCGCCAGGCGAAGGCUACAACGGCUACCUCUCAGACGUCUGGUCCAUGGGCCUCUCGCUCCUCGAGCUCUCCUCUCUCCUCUCACUCCUCCUGUUCGUGAUUGACCCUUUCUCCUCUGCUUCCGUUAUUCCUCCCCCUCUAUCGCAGGUGAAGAUUGCUGAUUUCGGGGUGAGCAAGGAGCUAGCGUCCACGCUAGCCCAGUGCAACUCGUAUGUGGGCACCUCCGCCUACCUCUCCCCGGAGCGCAUCAACCCGCCGCCAGGCGAGGGCUACGACGGCUACCUCUCAGACGUCUGGUCCAUGGGCCUCUCGCUCCUCGAGCUCGUGAUUGGCCGGUUCCCGUACGUGCAGGCCGGGCAGUCGGCCGAUUGGAUGACACUUUUCGGCGCGAUUGUUUUCAACGAGCCGCCCGAGGCUCCGGGCAGCUGCUCGCCUGAGUUUCAGGAUUUUAUUAGAUGCUCACCGUCGCAGCUCCCUACCUCCUUCGGCAGACAAGAGAAAGUCAAACGGAAGUACGACGAGGUUGUCAUUGACGCACGGAAAGCGGCAGUCGGGCCGGGAGAGGAGGACCUAUCCGUGGUCGCAGCGCAGAGCACUCGGCAAUCCCGAGGCCGACAAGCUCAGCGUCGAGAUUCGCCAGAUCGGACGGCUGAGAAUGACGGACAGGCGGACGUGGUGGAUGUGCCGAGCUAUGAAGGGAUGGACGCCCGGCAAAAGAAGCUCUUCGAAAUUCGCCUCAAGCUGAACCAAGCGCGGCUGGCGAAUCAGACGGCGGUGGUGGCGGAGAAGCGGCGAGAAGAGAAGCCGGAGGAGGAGUCGCGCGGAGUGAGCAAGGCGGCGUGGUUCGAGGAGAAGAAGCGCAAGAUGAGCAAACAGCUCGACGCGGCCGGGCUGCAUAUCACCAAGGUGUUUCCCCGUCAUGUCUUAACGUCCUUUCCCUUGCCUCCCCCACCCCUCUCCUUCCCUUUUUCCCUGCAUCCCCGCGCCCCCGCGGGCCUCCGGUCCCCCUUCCCCCUUUUCCCCCUUCUCCCCCCGCAGAACCAGGCGCGGAAGGCGAAUCAGACGGCGGUGGUGGCGGAGAAGCGGCGAGAAGAGAAGCCGGAGGAGGAGGAGUCGCGCGGAGUGAGCAAGGCGGCGUGGUUCGAGGAGAAGAAGCGCAAGAUGAGCAAACAGCUGGACGCGGCCGGGCUGGAUAUCACCAAGGCGUACAUGCUGGAGACGCAGGAGGCCGCGGAGAGCAAAUACAAGAAGUGGGAGAAGAAAGAAGCGCCGUUUGGCUGGGAUGGGGGGGAAGGGGGGGGUCUUGGGAAAAAGGUAUGGGAGAAGGGAGGGCUGGAUAUCACCAAGGCGUACAUGCUGGAGACGCAGGAGGCCGCGGAGAGCAAAUACAAGAAGUGGGAGAAGAAAGAAGCGCCGUUUGGCUGGGAUGCGUUCAACCAGCAGGCAUUGUACAACGCAUACAAGAAGCGCACGGGCAACAUCCCCUACACAGAGGAAGACUACCUUAAGGCCAAGGAGAAAGACCCUGACUUUUACCGCGACGAUGCGAGCCUGCAGUACGGGCAAGCUCCGGAGAUUCCCGAGGAGAACGUUGACAGAAUGGUGGCGGAGCUGACAGACAGAGCCAAGAGCCGCAAGGAGUUCAGCCGAAGAAGACGGCACCAUGAUGAGAAGGACAUUGAUAGUAUUAACGACCGGAAUGAGCACUUCAACCGGAAGAUUGAGCGCGCGUUUGGGAAAUACACGGUGGAGAUUAAGAAUAAUUUGGAGCGGGGUACUGCGCUGCCCGAUUAA
Closterium sp. NIES-65 is the source of this 2568-nucleotide messenger RNA. Lineage: Eukaryota; Viridiplantae; Streptophyta; Zygnematophyceae; Desmidiales; Closteriaceae. The record is from the annotation of a GenBank genome assembly.